GUUGCGGGCGGCGGCAGCAACGACUUCCAGUGGUGCUUCUCGCAGGUGAAAGGGGCUAUCGACGAGGACGUGGCGGAAGCUGAUAUUAUUUCAACAGUUGAAUUUAAUUACUCUGGUGAUCUUCUUGCAACAGGAGACAAAGGUGGCAGAGUGGUUAUAUUUCAAAGGGAACAAGAGAAUAAGAGCCGUCCUCAUUCUAGGGGAGAAUAUAAUGUUUACAGUACCUUUCAGAGUCAUGAACCUGAGUUUGACUACUUGAAAAGUCUAGAAAUUGAGGAGAAAAUUAAUAAAAUUAGGUGGUUACCACAACAGAAUGCUGCUCAUUUCCUGCUGUCUACAAAUGAUAAAACUAUUAAAUUAUGGAAAAUAAGUGAAAGGGAUAAAAGAGCCGAAGGUUAUAAUUUAAAAGAUGAAGAUGGAAGACUUAGGGAUCCUUUCACAAUCACAGCACUACGGGUGCCAAUAUUGAAACCCAUGGACCUAAUGGUAGAAGCAAGUCCCAGAAGGAUAUUUGCAAAUGCACAUACUUAUCACAUAAACUCUAUUUCAGUAAAUAGUGAUCAUGAAACAUACCUUUCUGCAGACGACCUAAGAAUUAACCUAUGGCAUUUAGAAAUCACAGAUAGAAGUUUUAAUAUUGUAGAUAUUAAGCCUGCUAACAUGGAGGAGCUGACAGAGGUGAUCACUGCUGCCGAGUUCCACCCCCACCACUGUAACGUGUUUGUCUACAGCAGCAGCAAGGGCACCAUCCGCCUGUGCGACAUGCGCUCCGCCGCCCUCUGUGACAGGCACUCCAAGUUUUUUGAAGAACCUGAAGAUCCUAGCAGCAGAUCAUUUUUUUCAGAAAUUAUAUCCUCAAUAUCUGAUGUGAAAUUCAGUCACAGUGGCCGCUACAUGAUGACAAGAGACUACCUUUCUGUUAAAGUCUGGGAUCUCAACAUGGAAAACAGGCCUGUAGAGACAUACCAGGUCCACGAGUACCUUCGAAGCAAGCUUUGCUCCCUCUAUGAGAACGACUGCAUCUUUGACAAGUUCGAGUGCUGCUGGAACGGUUCUGAUAGCGCGAUCAUGACUGGAUCUUACAACAACUUCUUCCGGAUGUUUGACCGGAACACGCGGCGGGACAUCACCCUGGAGGCGUCCCGGGAGAGCAGCAAACCUCGUGCCAUCCUAAAGCCCCGCAAGGUCUGCACAGGGGGGAAGAGGAAGAAGGACGAAAUUAGCGUUGACAGUCUGGACUUCAACAAGAAGAUUCUUCACACGGCGUGGCAUCCCAUGGAGAACAUCAUUGCUGUAGCUGCCACCAAUAACUUGUAUAUAUUCCAGGACAAAAUUAACUAAGGAUGGCUUCCUUGAGGACAGAGUCGUCGUCUUGCAUAGUUAAGCUCAGUUGUUUAUCUGUAAAAGAGAAGGCCUUGUUGUCCUACCGGUGAAGAACAUUGAUGCACUUACUUCCCUUUAGAUAAAGGAGAGGAUCUGGCCUGGUUUUGAGUUCCUGGUGUGGUUCUGCCUUCGGUGGGGUCGGGGAGUGCAGCGUCCGUCGCAGCUUGCUGGGAGAAACCCUCUAGAGGCAGAACUGAUGGACAGUGCUCAAUAAGGCCAAUACUCAAAAUAAAUGUAUUUAUUUAAGUCUGAGCCUUCCUUUCCAGUUUAUAGACCAAAAAUUUAACACCCAAGAAGAAAAAAAAAAAAGUCAUAAAAAUGUAAUUUCUAUCUCUUGCGCUCUCUCUGCUGUAAUAUUUGGGCCUUUCAAAACAUAUAUUGUGCUUCAUGCCUGUAAACAUUCCUCCUCUGGCCUGGAUCUGGGCUUAGGUGUUUUUACCUUUGAGCACUUAGGUAGGUCUUGAGUUGGGUUCGUAGACAGGUUUCCAUGAAUAUUUACUCACCAACUGUAUCUAUAACCACACCUUCUGGUGUAAACCACUUAAUAAAAUAACAAAGUAUAAAAAGUGUUUUUAAAUCUGAAGGUAUGUAUUCAGUCUUUUUAUUUUUUUUUAUUGCAUGUACUGA
This is a messenger RNA of Chaetura pelagica (chimney swift), 2010 nucleotides long. RefSeq names its product protein phosphatase 2, regulatory subunit B, delta (gene PPP2R2D). The record is from RefSeq and is a predicted model, not a curated record. Gene Ontology annotation, cellular component: protein phosphatase type 2A complex; cytosol. Gene Ontology annotation, biological process: peptidyl-serine dephosphorylation. Gene Ontology annotation, molecular function: protein phosphatase regulator activity; protein binding. The annotation marks the transcript as partial. The transcript is spliced from 9 exons. NCBI's taxonomy places the organism in Eukaryota, Metazoa, Chordata, Aves, Apodiformes, Apodidae.